CAGUCACCAGUCACCUGUCCCGUCUUCUCUUUUAAGCUUGGCAAAAAUGGCGUCGCCAUCGAUGACCAUGACCAUAACCACCUCCAUAGCUACCCACCAUCACAAAUCUUUCUCUGUCCAAUCUCCUUCUUCUGCUUUUUUUCCUUUCAAAUUCUCUCCAUUCGUUCCAGGUUCUUCGACAACAACCAGGAUCAUGAUGUCUAUUAAUCAAUCACAUCCUCCACUUCCUGAUGAUCAUAUAAUUGUGGGUUGUGGGGGUGCAUCUAUGGACUAUCUGGUUUUGGUGGAUGGCUUUCCUAAGCCUGAUGAGAAGAUCAAAGGCACUUCCUCCAAGGUACAAGGGGGUGGUAAUGUUAGUAAUGCGUUGACUUGUGCUGCUCGUUUGGGUUUAAGACCAAGAAUAAUUGCCAAGGUUGCUGAAGAUGCUGAAGGAAGAGGCAUGCUAGAAGAGCUUGAAGCUGAUGGUGUGGAUACUUCUUUUGUAGUGGUUUCUAAGGAAGGUCGUUCAAUGUACAGUUAUGUCAUUGUUGACAGCCAAAUGAAAACCCGAACUGCUAUUUACUAUCCAGGAUAUCCUCCCAUGAUGCCUGCAGACUUUUCAAGCACAAGUUUAUCAUCUGCUUUAGAUGGGGCAAGGCUUGUCUAUUUUGAUGGACUCUCACUGAAAACGGCUUUAGUUAUUGCAGAAGAGGCAUGUUGUAGAAAUAUACCAAUUCUGGUUGAUGCAGAAAUGGGAGAGGAAGGGUUUGACAAACUUUUGAAUAUGGCGAACUAUGCUGUUUGUUCAGCAAAAUUUCCUCAGGCCUGGACAAAGGCACCAUCUAUGCCAAGUGCACUUGUUUCUAUGUUAAUGAGAUUGCCAAAGUUGAAAUUUGUGAUUGUUACUCUUGGUGAAGAGGGGUGCAUAAUGCUGCUGAGAAGUCAUGACAAUGAUACUCAGUUAGAAGAGAUGAAUGUGGACCAAUGUUUAGCUUCAUUAAACCAGAGGAAAGACAAAUAUGCAGCCAAUCCAACUUGUGUUUCAUCGCCAAUUUUGAAGCUAGAAGCCCCUGGAAUUGGAACUCUUAGCGGAAGAUUGCUUGUGGGAAUUGCUGAGAGGAUACCCCACUUGGAGCUAGUUGAUACAACCGGUGCUGGUGACGCCUUCAUAGGAGCUGUUCUUUAUGCUCUGUGUACGGGUAUGCCACCAGAGAAAAUGUUGCCAUUUGCUGCUCGAGUGGUGAGUGACACUUUCAUCAGCCCAUACAGGGAACUUCGUUUAGGCCGCUGGUUGUUGCCGAGCAUUUGGAGCUCGUACAGGUCUUCCAAAUCACACAGAUCCGCACUUGCAACUCUACCUGGAUCAGAAUCAUAAUACAUCAUCAGCAUGAAGUAUGUGGCUUGUCAAUUCUCCAUCGCAGGAGAUUUCUCCGCACCUUUUGGUAAUUGUUGCUUGAGAAACUGCAGCUCAUUAUCCUUGCUAAAUGUUGUAUAAUUGUUUCAUGUCGAGGUGAUGAAUCGUUCAAAACUUCGUUAAUAGAUUCGUUUUGGGUGCUUGAUUACCAAUUCCAGGUCGGUAUCUGAUCCUUGGUAGCUUGACAGUUUCAUGGGUGGUGGUGCUCCUUGUUCUGUAUUUUUGAAGAUAUUGAGUGCGUUUGUGUCAUGUAAGGCUAAAAAUUUAAAAGACUUAUGAAAUUUUCGGACUUAUAAGUCGAAACGAUAUAUUUGUUUGUACUUACAACUUACGACAUACAACUAAUAAAAGGUCUAGUUGAUCUCACUUAGUCGCUUUGCAUAUUUGUAGGGUCAUCGACUUUUGAACUCUUAGGGGUGUUUGGUUUGAUUUUUUUUUAAAAAAAAAUUUAAAAUCGAGAUUUUAAAUAAUUUGACUUGAAAAAUUGUAAUGUUAUUCAAAACAUUUUUUAGAAUACUAACUCAAAUUGAUUUAAAAAUUGACGAAAAGUAAUAUGUUAUAAUUCGAAAAUAGUGAGGUAGAACUUGAGACUCGUGUCGCCACCUUUUCAUUGUGUCAUUACUCCUUUUGACUUUUUUACCUUUAGAAUUAUCUCUCUUAAAUAGACUAUAUAUGCUUAAUCUCAACUACUCUUAUUUGUAUAUUAAAGCAAUAUGAAAGGUAAUUCAACAUCGAUUGUGUAGUGAUAACUAAUUUUAUGCUACAUUUCGGAAAUUUUCUUAAAUUUAGUGAUUAAUUAAAGGUUAUAUCUUCAAGUACCUACUUCUUAGAUGUCCGAAGGCGGGAGGUAUAUCUAAUGUCAUUGUACCUAACCAAGGGUCAAGGCCUACACAAAACGUGCAACUCUACUUAGGUACAUUCGCAUAUUUUGUGCGACUACACAUAUACUUAGGUAGAGUCGUAUAAAUCGUAUAAUCGUAUCUAGGUGCAGACGUGCAGUCGCACAAAACAACUUAAAUAUAAUCACAUAUUUUGUACGAUUUGACAUUUAUUUAGAAAUUCACGUUAAUCAAGCAUCGAAUUUGAUUGAAUUAAGAAAAAUCAAUGCUUUUUUAAGGUUAGACAAAAUUAAAAAUAUUAUGAAAAACAUUUCGACAAGAGUGGGUUAAAAGUUUACAUGUAGGUGGUGAAAGGGAUUUAUCAUUGCCAGACUUACUACACAAGUCACAGGCUCACAGCA
Amaranthus tricolor (Joseph's coat) is the source of this 2633-nucleotide messenger RNA. RefSeq lists its product as uncharacterized. The coding region runs from base 47 to 1354 and encodes 435 amino acids. The transcript has 13 exons. Lineage: Eukaryota; Viridiplantae; Streptophyta; Magnoliopsida; Caryophyllales; Amaranthaceae. Gene Ontology annotation, molecular function: kinase activity. The record is from RefSeq and is a predicted model, not a curated record.